UGUUUCCGGGAGACACAGUUAUGAAGUGAGUUUUCCUGUACUCAAGAAAAGGAGGAAAAAAAGGACUUGAAAAAAGAGAAUGAUUAAUAUUAAGAUCUCCAAGCUGUUCAAGUGUUUUCAAAGCCUCUUUCAAUGGCAAGAUUUAUGAAUAUUUAUCCAAGUACCUUUACUUCUUCACAGCUUUGCAAGGCAGGUGCGCAACAGUAGGGAACAGCUCGUAAAUUAUUUACAAUGUUUUUACUUUCAAUAGAUCACUUUGGUAACGAGCACUUAUCAGGUGAAAUGUUCUUAGGUGAACCCUAAAAUUAUGCGCGAGUUCUCUACUUCAUGGCUAUUUUCGCACUCGAUCAGUGUUUUUAAACUGACAAAGUUUACACGAACCUAACUCGCACAUAUGGCUGAAGCCGAACGCGUUCUUAUUGCUGCGAAAGACGGAGAUCUUCAAACUUUACGAUCGCUCCGUCGAUCAGCGCCUUUCGCGGCGGAUGGAUUUGGAGCGACUGCUCUUCAUUACGCGGCAAGAACAGGAAGGAUCGAUUGUGUAAAAUGGCUGGUCGAAACUGUUGGAAUUUCUCCUAACGUUCACGGAAGAAGUGGGGCGACACCGUUUCAUGAUGCUGCGGCUCAAGGAGAGCUAGAGUGCGUGAAAUAUUUCCUUGCGACCGGUGAGGUGGAUGCAGACACUCGAGAUGGCUCUGGACAUACUGCACUGCAUCUAGCGGCGAGAUUUGGAAGGUUUGACACCGUCAAAUGGUUGAUCGAGAAAGGGAACGGUAACCCCAGGGCCAAGUCAAGGAAUUUCAUGACUCCAGUGCAUUUUGCUGCUUGUGGAGGGCACCUGACAUGCUUAGAGCUGUUGGUUUUUAAAGCUGGUUACAGCUGUGUUAAUGAUAUUGCAACAGAUGGAACAACUCCCUUGUAUCUCGCUUCUCAAGAUGGUAAUCUAGACUGUGUUAAGUAUCUGCACAGUGUUGACGGCAAAUGUAAUGCAAGAGCCCGGGAUGGAAUGCUGCCAAUUCAUGCUGCAGCCCAGAAUGGACAUCUAGACUGCAUAGGAUAUCUGAUGGAAAAGGGACGGUCCUCAGCAAAUGAGAGAGAUGGAACCAGUGCCACACCUGCACACUAUGCUGCCUCACAAGGUCAUGUGACUGUGUUAAAGUGGCUGAAUGCCAAAGGGGUUGUUACUGCAACAGACCAAAUGGGUAGCACUCCCCUACAUGAUGCUGCAGAACAAGGACAAUUUGAGUGUAUCAAAUACCUUGUAGAAAAUGCAGAGCUGAACGUGCAACAGAAAGACAAGGAGGGGAUGAAUCCCUUAACCUUAGCAGAGAAAAAUGGUCACCGCAGAUGUUUAGAUUACCUCAAGAUUGCAGCAUCAAAGCAAGCCAAAGCUCAAAAGAGACUGACGGAUACCAAGAAACAUGAUUCGGUUACAGAGAACUUGAAGCCAAAGAUGAUCGAUCCAGGGAAAAGUUUAGCAAUUUCAGCAAAGGAAAACGUCACUUUCAAAACUUUAGCGGAACCUGGUUUUCAAGUGAGAGAAAAGUCCGAACGAGCUUCUUUGCAACCAAGUCUUAACGAAAAGAAAAAGAAACCUGCAAUUUUAAAAGAAAUUAUCAUACCCUCAUCUGUUAACACUAGGGAUCUGAAUGAGAGUACAAAACCUUUCCCGCAACACACUCAAUCGAUAGCAUCCAAAGUCCUUCCUUCGUCGUUUACUAAAAAGUCCAUGAGCGAAAAACAGCCAUUUCCUUCACCGCCUUUAGUGGGGAUCAUUCCUCCUCCGCCAGAGUUUUCUGAGGUCACAGGUGAGGAAUCAUUUAAGCCGAAAGAAAACAUCAACUUGAAUGGAAACGAAGCCAAAAGUGAAACUUCCAACUUAAGCGGACUCUCUGAGUCAACACAUGUUGCUAAAGUUACAAAUCAAGAUGACUGCAGCGUUAUCGUAAAGGUUGAAUCUUUGUCAGCCAAGCCCACUACUUCGAGCCAUGGAAUCAACGAAUCUGAAGAUAAGUACACGAAGACGACUGUUAGAGGCAGCAUUGGCGGCCAACCAAUUGGAAACAAGGAUCAGAACGAGACGAGUCACGUGACUAGCGUAGGGUGUCAUGAAGUGAACGUCCAAUCAUUGCACGAGGAGUUGGUGAAUGUGCUGCCGCUGUGGAAGCGACAGAUCUUGAUGAAUCGGGUCAUCAAAGAAAAGGCGCGAGAACGAGCAGAGCGAGAAAAGAGAGAGAUUGAGCAGAGAAAGUGGUCUUCUGUACCUUCAUGGAAAAUACCUUUAAUCAGUAAGAAGGAAGAAGAAAGGCUAAAAGAAGAGCAGCGCUGGGUUGGCAUGCCUGACUGGAAGAAGAACUUACUCAGAAAAAGAGGAUCUGAACUUAUUUAUCGCGACUAUCACAAAAUUAAUGCCCCCAUGAGACGCAGAGUGUCAUUCAAGUCACCAGAUAUAUCUGAUGAAGAAGAAUUUGAUGGUGGGCCACGAACAACAGGACCGUCUUCGACUAAUUAAAGGCGAGAAAUGGAUUAAAACGUAUUUGGAA
This is a messenger RNA of Stylophora pistillata, 2543 nucleotides long. RefSeq lists its product as uncharacterized. NCBI's taxonomy places the organism in Eukaryota, Metazoa, Cnidaria, Anthozoa, Scleractinia, Pocilloporidae. Gene Ontology annotation, molecular function: protein binding. The record is from RefSeq and is a predicted model, not a curated record.